AUGAUUUUCCCUAUCUUCUUCACAUUUUUUCUCCUCCUCUCCUCUUCCCAUGCCUCUGUGCAAGACUUCUGUGUUGCAGACUACAAAGCUCCUGAUGGCCCUGCAGGCUACUCUUGCAAAAAGCCCGCAAAAGUUACCGUCAAUGAUUUUGUGUACUCAGGCCUAGGCAUUGCUGGUAACACCACAAAUAUCAUCAAAGCAGCAGUCACCCCUGCAUUUGCUGCCCAAUUUCCUGGUUUGAAUGGCCUUGGCAUUUCACUGGCUCGUUUAGACCUGGCUCCGGGUGGAGUUAUCCCCUUUCACACUCACCCCGGAGCUUCAGAACUCUUACUUGUUGUCCAAGGGACAAUAAUUGCCGGGUUUGUUGCCUCAGAUAACACACCUUAUCUGAAAACUCUUAAGAAGGGUGACAUUAUGGUGUUCCCUCAAGGACUAUUGCACUUCCAAGUGAAUGGAGGUGGCACUCCGGCCCUUGCAUUUCCUAGCUUCAGCAGUCCAAGCCCUGGUCUGCAGAUUCUGGACUUUGCACUCUUCAAAAAUGCCUUAGCUACUGAAUUGAUAGCGCAGACUACUUUCCUUGAUGCUGAUCAGAUAAAGAAGCUUAAGGGUGUUCUUGGUGGCACUAAUUAA
Prunus armeniaca (apricot) is the source of this 630-nucleotide messenger RNA. The record is from the annotation of a GenBank genome assembly. NCBI's taxonomy places the organism in Eukaryota, Viridiplantae, Streptophyta, Magnoliopsida, Rosales, Rosaceae.